Molecule: messenger RNA, 2466 nt
Organism: Coniophora puteana RWD-64-598 SS2
Lineage: Eukaryota; Fungi; Basidiomycota; Agaricomycetes; Boletales; Coniophoraceae
Exons: 6
Coding region: 307-2226 (639 amino acids)
Biological process (GO): amino acid catabolic process
Molecular function (GO): polyamine oxidase activity; L-amino-acid oxidase activity
Source: RefSeq, a predicted model, not a curated record
CUCUCUCGACCCUAAUGCGAGCUCUCAUUACAUUUCUCGGUGUCCUGAAACCCGCUUGCUCACGCUAAACCUCGCUAAACUUGAUAUAAACCAAUACGCUCCGUGAAGUCUGUUCCUGUCUGUUCCAAUUCUAGCUUAUCAUCCUUCUCUGCAAUAUGGUUUUCACUCGUUAUCUCGACGGUGGAUGCUUCACAUGGCUCACGCAGGAAUGCCGCCGACAGCUACUUACAAGACCAUAGUUCUCGCCGUGUGCUGCACGCAGAGGGCACUCUUCAAGAAGCUGUUUGAAACCCACUUGUCUCAGCCAUGGAGCAUGACGCGAACCUACUGGCGUACUAUAGAAGGCGUAUCCUUCAGGAUCAUAUCCGUUCCACGAGAUCUAGACUAUCCGGCAACGCGCACAGGCCAACGCUCGCUUUCCAACCCCACUUAAGCACAAACGAGAAAGUUGGUAUCCUGGGGGCAGGUAUAGGCGGCCUAUACAGUGCUCUCAUCCUGGACUCUCUGGACAUCAAGUAUGAGAUAUUGGAGGCAUCCGAGCGAACUGGUGGGCGGCUCUCCACGUUUAGGUUCAAGGGCGGUGGCGAAUAUGAUUAUUUUGAUGUAGGCGCGAUGCGCUUCCCUAUGCCAAAGAAGAAAGUCACAGGCGAAUACGAGGACGGGCUUAUGAAACGUUUCGGAGAGCUUACUCAGUAUAAGAAACUUAAUCAAGGUCCCAAACCGCCCCUCGCGUCCAAGCUCAUCCCUUUCCACUUCACCACGGCAGAUGGCUCGAGCCCAGGAUACCUCUACGUCAACGGAAGACGUCUCAGCUUGAACGACACCAACCCCGAUGUCGGUGCACACGAGUUCGGGGUAGACCCUCGAUAUAUUGCAGUCGGAGUCAGCGCAAUCAUGCGCGACGUUCUUCAACCAUUUGUGGACAAGUUAUUGGAGGAUCAGAAGAACGGAACGGACGCGGGCUGGGAGAUGCUUGAAGCUCAUGAUGACUACUCAAUGCGCGCAUACAUGUCAUUCGUGUAUGUACCCAGCGUCCAUCUCCAUCUUCCCGCCACACAUUUGCCCACAAAUGUCAUCGACUGGUGCGAACUUGUUGAUGGCGGGAGCACCGGUCGGUACAACAGGGCGUUGUCAGAGGCCGUCAUUGGAGCUAUGUCGUUUGGCAAAUCAGGCGACGCUAACAUUGAGUGGAAAUGUUUCGACGGAGGAUCUCAGACAUUGACUGAGUACAUAGAAGAUUACAUCCGGAGCACGGUCUCGAACGAGGAGCUUGUUCUCUUUGGAAAGAGAGUCACCGCUGUCAGGUCUGUGGACACUAUUGGUGGUUCCCAACAUGUCUAUAGGCAUGUUGUCUCCACCCUCCCUCUCCCCGUCCUUUGCACCAUCGACAUGAGCGAGGCAAAGAUCACCGGCCCUCAGCGCAUGGCUCUGCGCCAACUAGAGUGCGGCACGGCCGUCAAAGUCGGCGUCCUCUUCGCGGAUGCGUGGUGGCACACGAAGCUCGGCAUCACUGGCGGCCAAUCUUUGACCGACCUCCCAAUCCGCAAGAUCGUCUACCCGUCCCAUGGCGCUCAGAGCGGGACACCGUCGAGGGUCCUUAUAGCCAGCUACCCAUGGAACUACGAUGCCGAACGUCUUGGCGCGCUUAUCUGCAAUUGCGAGUGGCAGCGUGAUAGCAGCGGGAGGGAGUGCUGUCAAUCUAGGGUCGCUCUGAAGGAGCUAAUUCUGCGGAAUCUGGCUGAGGUACACGGGGGCGAGAUCACGUAUGAGUUUCUGCUAUCGCAGUACAAGGACAUGCAUGCUUUCAACUGGAGCCAUAACCCCUAUGCGAUGGGCGGAUUUGCUUCGUUUUCCCCAGGAAAUUUCAAGACACUAUAUACUUCUCUGACUACCCCCGCCGCGGACGGUUGUUUCCACUUUGCGGGUGAAGCCAUCAGCACCCAUCACGCCUGGACAGUGGGUGCGUUGCACAGCGCAUGGCGCGCAGUCUAUGAAUACCUCUGCACGUCCGGUCAGCUGGACAAAAUUGAGCGCUUCAAGGAGAUAUGGGGAGAGAACGAAGAAUGGACGCAGAGCUCAGAGUCUCCGGACACGUCGUCCCACCUUGAUGACAAGGACUGGAUGAUGGUCGACGUGGCUGAGGGUGGAGCUGAAGUUUAUGUCGAGCCAGCUGGGAUACGCUCCAUCGAGCACGAUUUGCUGAUGCAGCAUCUGUUAAGCGUAUGAAGGGUCAGUGCAUAGACACGCCUCUGAAUAGAGAUGUUGGUUCAGGCGACUUCGAGGUCGUUCACCCUCCUCCCUUGGCAGGGACUCAGACACGGGCUAGCAAAGAGUGGGCCAGGGCACCAAUUUUCCCGGUUCUCUACGACAAGUGUUUUUCUUUGCGCUUGAAGUUGACUUGUAGUCCUUUCGGCCCAGAACACCUACAACAGACUUCGCCGAGCUAUACAUACCCAUCAUAAUCUC